AUGGCAGGACAACUCAUUAUUAAAUAAAAAUUUAAAAUGAAACUAAAGAAUGGAUUGUUUAAAAGAGGUAUUGAAUAAAUUGUAAUAGAUAUUCGGAGUUUAAAAAGUUAAAGGACAGUUUAACAUAAUAUUUUGGAGAUAUUUUNAAAGAAAAGUAAUACAUACAGAACCUAGAAAGAACCAACUAAAUGUAUAAGUUGA
Messenger RNA from Paramecium sonneborni, 201 nucleotides. NCBI's taxonomy places the organism in Eukaryota, Ciliophora, Oligohymenophorea, Peniculida, Parameciidae. The record is from the annotation of a GenBank genome assembly.